Messenger RNA from Ixodes scapularis (black-legged tick), 1654 nucleotides. RefSeq names its product U3 small nucleolar RNA-associated protein 18 homolog (gene wcd). The record is from RefSeq and is a predicted model, not a curated record. NCBI's taxonomy places the organism in Eukaryota, Metazoa, Arthropoda, Arachnida, Ixodida, Ixodidae. Gene Ontology annotation, cellular component: small-subunit processome; Pwp2p-containing subcomplex of 90S preribosome. Bases 53 to 1576 code for a protein of 507 amino acids. Gene Ontology annotation, molecular function: protein binding. The transcript is spliced from 14 exons. Gene Ontology annotation, biological process: rRNA processing.
UCCAAUUCAAGGCGCUUCCUCAUGCUUCUCACUCGGACCAGGUAGCGAAACCAUGCUGCGAACUGCCGUGGAGACGAAGCUGCUGCCCAAAGGGAAAGGUGGCUACAAACCCCCGAUGACACGGUCCAUCGAGAUCGAAGAACACGAUGAGGACAGCGAUUCGGGCAAGGACUCGGCCGAAGAGCAGCUCGAGCAGCUCGUGUUCGGUUCCGCUUCAAAACCUGCAAAGACAUCUCGGAAGGACAAGGCAAGACCAAAGAGAAAGAAAAAACGCCAAGAAAGCGACAGCUCUGCCAGCAACAGCGAUGAGGAGACAGCUGUCGAUGAUGCACCAUCAAAACCUUCUGGAAAGAAGAAACCAGCCUGGAUUGACCAAGACGAUGAAAAGAUUCUGGUCAAGGACAAGGUGGAGGUCAUGAAGAAGGCUACCUCUGACAUGUGGGCCAACGAGGAUGCGCAGUACUCUGAGCACCUCAAGAAACGGUACGAAAAGCUGAUGGGUGUUCCAAAAUGGGCCGAACAGCAGGAUGCUCAACAAUCCUCAGACGAGGAGGAUGACGAAAUGCUGCGCAAGGUCGGAAGCUACGUCGUGAAGGCUGCUCACCUGACGCCUGGCGUGCUUGGGAUCCACAAGUGCCGGCCGCUCAAUUCUGAAGCCAAGGAAAAUACUAUCCUCAAGAGCGUGGAGUUCCACCCAAGCUCCCAGGUGGCGCUUGCAGCUGGUCUUUCCGGAACGGCUACCAUUUACCAGGUGGAUGGCAAAGUGAACCCCAAGAUCCAAGCCGUCCACUUCGACCGGUUUCCGAUCCACUGCGCCCACUUCUCGAGGGACGGGCGGGAGAUGCUGGUUGGCUCCUCUCAGCGGGACCACAUGUUCUGCUACGACAUGAUGGCCGGCAAGACCAGCCAGAUCCGCUUCCCCAAAGGACUGAACAUGACCAACACCAAGCAGUUCUACGUGUCGCCCGACGGUGAACAUCUCGCCGUGUGCGGAAGGUUCGGCGAAGUUCAUCUUCUUUCCUGCAAGUCGAAGGAGUGCGUGGACACCCUGAAAAUGAACAAUGAGGUCAAGUCUGUGGCAUUCAGCGAGGACGGUUCUGUCAUCUACACUCUGGGUGGAAAUGAGAUCUGCAUCUGGGACGUGAAGAGUCGGAAGUGCCAGCACCGCUUCAAUGACCACGGCUGCGUGAGCGGUCUGUCCCUGGCUGCUUCGCCAAACGGACAGUACCUUGUGUCUGGCUCGGACACCGGUGUCGUCAACGUGUACGAGACGUCGAAGCUGCUGGGAACUAGGUACCCGACGCCGGCAAAGGCCAUCAUGAACCUGACGACCGAAGUGACGCAGCUCAAGUUCAACUGCACCUCCGAGCUCCUCGCCAUGAGCUCUUCCUUCAAGGCCAGCUCCGUCAAGCUGGUCCAUUUCCCCAGCCUGACUGUGUUCUCAAACUUUCCCGGCAAGCACGACCUGAAGUACCCCAACUGCGUCGACCUAUCGCCGCACAGCGGCUACUUCGCGUGCGGCGACAACCUGGGGACUGCGCACCUGUUCAGGUUGAAGCAUUUCACCAAUUUCUGAGAUGCCUGCUGUGUCGGGGCAAGGUUUCCAUUAAUUAACUGAGAGUCCCUGCUGUGUAAUAAAUAUAUAUAUAUAAAA